AUGCGGGCCUUUCUUCUUGCAUCGCUUGCGUCGCUUCCUGCGGUCAACGUCUACGCACAUCCCACCCACAACUCGCGUGGACUCACGCGACGAGCUGUUGACCUUGAUGCGUUCCGCCCCAAGGUCCCGACUUCUUACACGAAUGCCACAGCUGUUCAAGCUGACCCCGAAAUCCCUACUCUUGCUAGGCGUGCGGAUCCGGAACAGGUUGCCAGCGAGCUGGUAGCAAAGAUUCUCCCUGACGCUCAAUUUCGCCUUGUAAGCGACCACUAUGUCGGCACAAACGGCGUUGCCCACUUCUACUACAAGCAGACUGUCCAUGGUCUUGACGUUGACAGUGGUGACUUCAACGUCAACAUUGGCAAGGAUGGAAACGUCUUCUCCUUUGGAAACUCUUUCUACAAGGGCAAACUCCCUGCAGCACCUACCUUGAAGCGUGACACGGAAGCAGCAGCCAACGCCCUCCGUUCCGCAGUCAACGUCCUUUCGCUUCCCAUGUCUGCUGAGUCCGCCACUGCCGUACCCAAGGAAGGAUCUGAUGCCUUCACUAUCACGCAAACCAGUGGAGCCGUCAAGGAGCCAGAAGCACGCCUCGUCUACGUUCAAGAUGCCUCGGGCAACCUCAAGCUCGCCUGGAGAGUCGAGACUGACAUUCAGAGCAACUGGCUCUUGACAUACGUGGAUGCUGAAGAUGGUAGCCAAGUUCACGCUGUUGUCGACUACGCGGCAGAAGCCACCUAUGAAGUCUACCCCUGGGGUAUCAGUGACCCAACAGAGGGCGAGCGCGUAGUCCUAACAGACCCAUUUGACCGCCAGGCCAGUGAAUUUGGCUGGCACUCUGACGGCACUACUGAGUUCAACACCACGCGUGGGAACAACGGUCUGGCCCAUACCAACUGGGAGAACUUGUCCUCCGGCUACCUCAACUUCCCCAGGCCCUCGAGCGCGGAUCUCAAGUUUGAGUACCCCUACUCCCUCGAGGAGACCGACUACAAAGCCUACGCAAAUGCUUCCAUCACCCAGCUCUACUACACUUCCAACGCCUACCACGACCUCUUGCACACCCUGGGAUUCAACGAGCGCGCCGGAAACUUUGAAAUCAACAACAACGGUGCCGGCGGCCGCGGUGGCGACUUAGUCUACCUCAACACACAGGAUGGCGGCGGCGUCAACAACGCCAACUUUCUUACUCCACCCGAUGGCCAGCCCCCUCGCAUGAGAAUGUUCAUCUGGACCAAAACCAGCCCGUCUCGUGACAGCAGCUUCGACGCCGGCGUCGUCAUUCACGAGUACACCCACGGCCUCUCCAGCCGCCUUACCGGUGGCCCCGCCAACGCUGGCUGUCUGAGCUCGAUCGAAUCCGGUGGCAUGGGAGAGGGCUGGAGUGACUUCUACGCCACUGCCAUCCGUCUCAAGCCUGCCGACACCCGCGCAACCGACUACCCCAUGGGCGCAUGGAUCGAGGGUGACUCACGCGGUAUCCGCAACUUCCUCUACUCCACCUCGAUGGAGACCAACCCCCAGGUCUACACCAACGUCGACCAGUACAUACGCGUCCACCCCAUUGGCAACAUCUGGGCCUCGAUGCUGUACGAAGUCCUGUGGAACCUCAUCGACAAGCACGGCAAGAACGACGCCGCGAAGCCUGACUUUGAUGCCAACGGCGUCCCAACCGAUGGCAAGUAUCUGACUAUGAAGCUUGUCUUGGAUGGAAUGGCGCUGCAGCCUUGCAACCCUACGUUUGUGUCGGCGCGCGAUGCGAUUAUUGAUGCGGACAAGGCUCUUACCGGAGGUUCGAAUGCUUGUGAGAUUUGGCGUGGGUUUGCGAAGAGGGGACUUGGUGCGGGCGCGAGGUAUGAUCCUACCACAAGGACGGACAGCUUCGAACUUCCUGAAGGUGUCUGCUAG
Messenger RNA from Plenodomus lingam JN3, 1908 nucleotides. RefSeq lists its product as uncharacterized. Gene Ontology annotation, molecular function: zinc ion binding; metalloendopeptidase activity. The record is from RefSeq and is a predicted model, not a curated record. NCBI's taxonomy places the organism in Eukaryota, Fungi, Ascomycota, Dothideomycetes, Pleosporales, Leptosphaeriaceae.